This is a messenger RNA of Triticum aestivum (bread wheat), 696 nucleotides long. RefSeq lists its product as uncharacterized. The record is from RefSeq and is a predicted model, not a curated record. NCBI's taxonomy places the organism in Eukaryota, Viridiplantae, Streptophyta, Magnoliopsida, Poales, Poaceae. The transcript has 2 exons. Bases 95 to 541 code for a protein of 148 amino acids.
UGCUAGUUUGCCUUCUGGGGUGGCAGUCCUGCGGUGUUGGUGUGGCAAUCUUUGCAAGGUGAAGGAGGUGACGGAUUUUUCAGAUUGGUUGGGCAUGAAGUUUUUCAUGUGCGCCAAUUAUGAGGAAGAUCCUGCCGUAGCUAUUUCAGAGUACGACAAGCCUCCGUCUCCUCCGCCUCUGUGCAUGUACUAUCAUUGGAUUGACACGGAGAAGCCGGCUUGGGCAGUGACUGAGAUUCGUGAAAGAAGUCGCCGUGCGUGGAAUAGUUUAUUUACGGAAGAGCGGCGCGAGAAGGCGGAAACUGAGGAGAAAGUAGAGCAAGAGAGAGAGUUAAAAGAAUACUAUGCGGAGCAACACCAUUUUUUUCAGGAAAUGGGAAAGAAAAACGGGGAAGAGGCUCGUCGCAUGGAGGAGCAGGAACGACAGCGAAAGGAGGCUCGUGAGGCGGAGAGACAGAGAAAGAAAGAAAGGGCUCGUGAGGCCAAGGCAGCAGAAGAAGCUGGCGAUGGAAAAGGAAAAUAUCCACGCUGGACUCAGUAGAUUCCUGUGGUAGUAUUUUAAAUUUCGCAAUCAUUUGUAUCUUUAUUUCUGCACUUUAAUGUAGCUUUAUUUCUGCACUUUAAUGUAGCUUUAUUUCAGGAGUUAAAUGUAGGUUUAUUCCUACAAUGUAUCUUAUUUUCAGUUGUGCCGUGUCG